CUUGUAUCUUUGAACCAGUGAAGUUGUUCUUGACUGAGAAGAUUGAUAUCAGUUGUUUUUUAGAUGAGUACGGGUUCGGAUUCUAGGGAGAAUAUGGAAGGAGGUGGGAGCGGCGGGCUACCUCCGGACAACGGAAGAUGUUACAAGUGCGGGGAAGGCGGUCAUUUCAUUCGAGACUGCAUGGAGUAUUGGCAGGCGAAGGCGCUCGGACGCACGUUCGUGCCUUCAACACAAACAAACACUCAGACACGUGGAAGAUCCGUGACACCGAAUAUGAACACCAUGGCACGAAGAAGUCGAUCGGCUGAGAGUGGUGGUGAGAGAGAAAUUGUAGGGGACGAUACGAACUCAUUGAUGCAGGAGUACUUUGUACAGAUGGCUGAAGAAAGGAGGUUUCGCGUUGAACGAGAAACCGAAGAGGCGAGGCUGCGGGCAGAAGAAGCAGAGAGACGGGCAAAGGAGAAUAGACGGUUGUUACAACAAGAAGAACGACUUAAGCUUGAGGAGGAACGCGAAUCUCGAUUACUACGAAUAAUUCGAAGCGAAAUUAUGCAAAAAGACAGGGAGGAAGAAAAAGAAAGGUACGAGAGGAAGGGGAAGGGAUUUGCUCGGACCAUCGGGCGCAACGAUGCAAUCGAGGCUGAGAAAGAGAGGUUACGUCGCUUGAUUGCUCCUGAGAUCCUCGAUACUGCCGAAGAAGUUGAAGACGAGGAAUUACGUACCCUGAGGAGGAUGGCGGCAAGAAUGAAUCUAAUCGAGAAAUGGAAACGCAGUCCGGACACACCUGUUGGAAAUAGCCCACCAGUGGUAACACCGGAGAAGAAGGCUAAUACUAAGUUGACGGACGAAUCUAAGACGCGCAUCGAGAUACUGAAGCAGGAACUUGGAACUGACCCGGGGACGACGAGUACACCUUUGAAGAUCGAUCAAUCGCUCAAGCAUGUAGUAUCUGCAUCCUGCGGCGUCGGCGGGAAAGAGAGAUUCGAGCAAAAUUGCCACGGCUUCUAUGACUUCUUGACGAUUGACGAACUCAAGGAAGCAUGUCGUCGUGAGAACGUGGUGUAUGGUAAGAGGGAUUUGGCUAUCAAGAGGCUUGUGAUCCGCAGGUCAGCGGUGGCUUACGACCCGGCUAAUAUUCCAUUACCUUCGACUCCACGCACAGGAGCGAGAAACACUAGAGGAAUGACGAUCAGAGAAGUCAAGGAGAAUGUUGCUACAGACUUCUCUGACUCCGAUGCAUCGUACUCGAACGAAGAAUCUGACUAAGGUCUUUGUCGUUGCGACGACUACCUGAGGAUCGCUGAAAUUGUGUGCGAAAGAAGACUAAGGAACAAUGAAAGAUGUAAAGAGGA
Chara braunii is the source of this 1352-nucleotide messenger RNA. The record is from the annotation of a GenBank genome assembly. NCBI's taxonomy places the organism in Eukaryota, Viridiplantae, Streptophyta, Charophyceae, Charales, Characeae.